GUAUAUGCUUUAAAGCCUAGAUAAUUUUUUUCUUCAUGGAGGUUCUAGCUCAGGAGAUUAGAUUUUGCCGUGCUUCAUUGGCUUAGGCAUGAGCUGCUAUCCUCAGUUUCUCUUCUCCAAUUCAAAGCCUUUUCUUCCACUGCCUUGUUCUUGGGAUUAACUUCAUUCAUGCAUGUAUAUUUGUCGUGUCAUACAGGUCGUAGAUUAUGGCAGAGCCCUCAAAAGUCAUUCAUGUUCGUAACGUGGGUCAUGAAAUUGCUGAGAGUGACUUGUUGCAGCUGUUCCAGCCAUUUGGAGUUAUCGCAAAACUUGUGAUGCUUCGAGCAAAGAAUCAGGCCCUCCUACAAAUGCAAGAUGUUCCUUCUGCAGUAAAUGCAUUGCAGUUCUACAGUAAUGUCCAACCAAGCAUAAGGGGCAGAAAUGUUUAUAUCCAAUUCUCAUCACACCAGGAACUAACGAUUAUGGAUCAAAGUUCGCAAGCACGUGAAGACGAGGUUUGCUGUUGGGGUCUUCUCUCUAUUCUGUCUCUAUGCUGGUCUGCUGUUCGGCUCUCUCUGGAUACCCAGCCUAACCGAAUACUCUUAGUCACGAUACAUCACAUGCUAUAUCCUAUUACUGUGGAAGUGCUGCAUCAAGUUUUUUCUCCCCAUGGAUUUGUAGAGAAGAUCGUCACGUUUCAGAAGUCGGCUGGUUUUCAAGCUCUAAUACAGUAUCAAUCGCAUCAAAGUGCUAUCUCAGCUAGGAACUCUCUUCAGGGACGAAAUAUAUAUGACGGUUGCUGUCAGUUAGACAUCCAGUUCUCAAACCUUGACGAAUUGCAAGUGAAUUAUAAUAAUGAGCGAUCUAGGGAUUUCACAAACCCUUCCUUGCCUUCGGAACAAAAGGGGAAAUCCUCUCAACCUGGAUAUGGAGAUCCAAGCAUAUAUCCCCAUGCAGUCGGAUUUGCACAGUUGGGCAAUGCUGCGGCAAUUGCUGCUGCUUUUGGAGGGGGUCUCCCACCCGGUAUAAGCGGUACCAAUGAUCGGUGCACAGUUCUUGUAUCUAAUCUGAAUGCUGAUAGAAUAGAUGAGGAUAAGCUGUUUAAUUUGUUCUCGAUAUAUGGGAACAUUAUUAGAAUCAAACUUCUCCGAAACAAACCAGAUCAUGCAUUGGUACAGAUGGGUGAUGGUUUUCAGGCUGAACUGGCUGUUCAUUUUUUGAAGGGGGCUAUGCUGUUUGGAAAGCGCUUGGAGGUUAACUUUUCAAAGCAUCCAAACAUUACAACUGGAGCUGAUACGCAUGAGUACUCCAACUCAAAUCUCAAUCGUUUCAAUCGAAAUGCAGCCAAAAAUUACAGGUAUUGUUGCUCACCAACAAAAAUGAUCCACAUCUCAACUCUCCCCCAGGAUGUAACUGAAGAAGAAAUAGUAAAUCAUUUGGAAGAGCAUGGAACAAUUGCUAGUACGAAACUGUUUGAGAUGAAUGGAAAGAAGCAGGCUCUUGUCCUUUUUGAAAAUGAGGAGCAGGCUACAGAAGCUCUUGUGUGCAAGCAUGCCACUUCCCUUGGUGGUUCAACCAUUCGAAUUUCCUUCUCUCAGUUGCAAACCAUUUGAGAAACUUCAUUGCAAAUUAGAGAGAUGGGCCCAUAGACUGUGCAAACAAGUAAAAAGGUGGGAGCAUAAAAUUGAACCGCCCCAAUUGGAAUAUUGGACCCCUCUCCCCCCUCUCUUGUUUCCUUUGUUGUUUCUUUACUUGCAAUGGACUAAAACUGUAGAGUGUAGACUAUAAAUUUGUCGUGGUUUUACA
Messenger RNA from Salvia hispanica, 1785 nucleotides. Lineage: Eukaryota; Viridiplantae; Streptophyta; Magnoliopsida; Lamiales; Lamiaceae. The record is from RefSeq and is a predicted model, not a curated record.